UAUUCCAAUAAUAUUAUAUUAUUACUUAUUAUGCGGUCGUUGAGUUUUAUUAGUUUUAUUACAUAUCAAUAUUAAAUUUUGUUAUGUACUUAUGUCAUAAUAAUAUAAUAUAUUAAUAUAUCAUUUUGUAAUAUCGUAAUUUUCGUAAUUCUUCAAUCAGAUCAAUAAUUCAAUGGUUCCUCAUUUCCGUCAUUCUGAAUUUCCAAAUUAGAAUUUGAAAAAAACUGAAUUUCGGAAUAUUCAAAACGCUAUACGAAUAGUAUUACAAUGAUGUUGAAUACUAUAUUUUAAUGUAAGGUAUAUUACUUAUGUGGUGAAAUUUAUACCUAUUGUUUUAUAUCGAAAUUGAAGAACUGAAUGUGAAAAGAAAAUGUGUGGCCGAACUGCUUGUAACUUGAAAUGUGAAACUUAUUGCAAAGCAACGAGUUAUAAAGAUCGUAAAGACACAUUAUAUCGUCAACCAGAAUGGCAUAAUGAAAUGAAUGAUAAUUUUGAAUUUAAACAAUCCAACAACACAGCACCUACUGAUGUAACUCCUAUUCUCGUUUCUGGCGAAGAAUUUGUAGGCUACCCUUCUAGGAUAUUGACACCCAUGGUAUGGGGUAUGAUACCUCCCUGGCAUAAGGGAAAUUUUAACAAUCAUGGAUUAAGUACAAAUAAUUGUCGAAUAGAAAAUAUAACCACUUCAAAACUGUACAGUGAACCAUUGACUAAAGGAAGAAGAUGUAUUAUAGUUUGUGAAGGUUUCUAUGAAUGGAAAACAACAGAAGGACCUGGAAAGAAAAAGCCAUAUUUUAUAUACAUGCCCCAAAAAAAUGGAGUUUCAGUUUAUGAUACAAAUGCUUGGGAAUCAGCUCAAUGGUCAGAGCAAUAUGGUUGGUGUGGACCAUCUUUACUCCAAUUAGCAGGUAUUUACAAUAAAUGGAAAUCGUCUGAUGGAGAAGAUGUUUAUAGCUAUUCAAUUAUCACAAUGGAAUCGAGUAAGACGUUCUCUCAACUUCAUCACAGAAUUCCUGCAGUUUUAGAAAAUGAACAACUUAUAGAGGAUUGGUUAGAUACUAGAAGGGUGUCUGCAAGUCAAGCUAUCUCUAUGCUUCGUCCUACUGAUAAUUUGACCUGGUAUGAAGUGUCAAGCAUAGUCAACAACUCGCGUAAUAAAAGCGUAGAUUGCAAUAAACCAAUAUCAAAAAUAGUUAACAAAAGCAGCACUUUUAUGACAUCUUGGUUAUCAGGAAAGAAUAAAAAUAGUGAUAAUAAUGAUGAAGAUCAAAUGAGGAAAAAACCUAAAAAAUAAUUAUUCAAUAUCAUAAAAUUUUAAUUGAUGUAUACAACAUAAUAUGUUAUUUAUAAGAAUAAUAUUUUUACAAUAAAAGAUUUAAUAUUUGAUUCAUUUUUUAAAGAAUUGCAAAUGAGCACAACGCAACAGUUAUUUAAUAUUUUUAAUAAUAACUACCCAAAUUAAAACUAUUGAUCAAGUAAUUGUUUAUAUGCUAAAUAAUCACUGUUUAGUUAAUAUUUUAGUUUUCACCAUACAACCAAGAAUCACUGGAUCUUGACCAUGAUACCACUUCUUUCUCCGAAAACCACAAAGCAAUUUCUUUGUUGGCUGAUUCUACAGCAUCCGAACCGUGAAUUAUGUUGCUAAUAAUUUUAAAAAUUUAAAAAUUAUAAUCAAAAAAAAAUGUUUAUUGAUUUAGGAAAUAUUUACCGGCCAACUUGGAUGCAUAAAUCACCUCUAAUUGUACCAGGAUUUGAGUUUUUUGGGUCUGUUGCACCAAGGAUGAAACGUCCAGUCUUAACAACAUCCAAUCCUUCCCAAACCUAUAAUACGAUGAAAUAAUUUUUUUUAUUAUUUUUAAUCAAGUGAAAAACAUUGUGUCUAAUUACCAUUGGUACUACAGGUCCAGAAGACAUAUACUUGACAAGGCCAGGAAAAAAUGGCCUGCUUGAUAAAUCAGCAUAGUGUUUUGAUAACAAUUCUUCUGAUGCCUGGAAUAAAUAAUAAG
Aphis gossypii (cotton aphid) is the source of this 2006-nucleotide messenger RNA. Its product is annotated as abasic site processing protein HMCES. Gene Ontology annotation, biological process: DNA damage response. The record is from RefSeq and is a predicted model, not a curated record. Gene Ontology annotation, molecular function: single-stranded DNA binding. The transcript has 7 exons. NCBI's taxonomy places the organism in Eukaryota, Metazoa, Arthropoda, Insecta, Hemiptera, Aphididae. The coding region runs from base 371 to 1294 and encodes 307 amino acids.